Coffea eugenioides is the source of this 4604-nucleotide messenger RNA. Its product is annotated as indole-3-acetaldehyde oxidase-like. Bases 249 to 4385 code for a protein of 1378 amino acids. The transcript has 10 exons. Lineage: Eukaryota; Viridiplantae; Streptophyta; Magnoliopsida; Gentianales; Rubiaceae. The record is from RefSeq and is a predicted model, not a curated record. Gene Ontology annotation, molecular function: oxidoreductase activity; iron ion binding; FAD binding.
UCAUUUUUCAACUGUAGAUGUGAUUAGUUAAGAUAAACGCAAUCGCUGACAUCAAGCUAAAUGGGACUAAUCCCCAUCAUGCUGCAGAAAUGUGCAUAUAUUUAGGAAAUUUGGUUCCACCUACGACCAAACAAAGUGUCGUAUCCACUUGAGCUAGCAUGCCUAGAAGCAGAGCCCUGCGCAUGCCUGCUUUCUGAGAUUACUCCCAUAUACAAUCAUCUGAGUCAGUCAUUGAGCUUCUAUUCCCAAUGGAAUCAGCUCAGCUAACGCAAAUGGAGGUAAAUAAUACAAAAAUCCCACCUACAGAAGCUGGCAAUAGAGGCCUUGUGUUUGCAGUGAAUGGAGAGAAGUUUGAGGUGGCAAUUACUGACCAUUCAACUACUUUGCUUCAGUUCUUGCGCUCUCAUACUCGUUUUAAAAGUCCCAAGCUUGGCUGUGGUGAAGGUGGCUGUGGUGCUUGUGUUGUUGUGCUGUCUAAAUACAACCCUGUGCUUGAUCGAGUUGAAGAUUUUUCUGUGAGUUCGUGUCUAACACUUGUUUGCAGUGUAGACGGCUGCUCAAUCACCACAAGUGAAGGACUUGGAAAUAGUAAAGAUGGUUUCCAUCCAAUUCAUGAAAGGUUUGCUGGAUUCCAUGCUUCCCAAUGUGGAUAUUGCACUCCUGGAAUGUGCAUGUCAUUUUUUUCAGCACUCGUAAAAGCUGAUAAAACAAACAGGCCAGAACCUCCUCCAGGAUUUUCAAAGCUGACUGUUUCUGAAGCUGAAAAGGCUAUAGCUGGAAAUCUCUGUCGCUGCACUGGAUAUCGACCCAUUGCUGACGCCUGCAAAAGUUUUGCUGCUGAUGUUGAUUUGGAGGAUUUGGGAAUCAAUUCUUUUUGGAGAAAAGGAGAGCCAAAGGAAGUUAAAUUAAGGAGAUUGCCUUCAUAUACUCCGGAUGUUAGGUUCAAUAACUAUCCAGAAUUUUUGAGAGGUAGGUCAAAGUCAGCAAAGAGCUUGCAUUUUCAAAACAAUUCUUGGUACAGUCCCACUACUCUUGAGGAGCUUGAAAGCUUGUUGAACUCUAAUGCAACUGGGGAUGACAUGCGGAUAGUAGUGGGUAACACUGGGAUGGGUUACUAUAAGGAAUUAGGUAACUACAACAGAUACAUUGACCUGAGGCACGUACCUGAGCUUUCAAUGAUAAGAAAAAAUCACCAGGGAAUUGAAAUUGGUGCUGCUGUGACAAUCUCCAAAGUUAUUGAAUUUUUGAAGGAGGAAGGUCAGGUUAAUUCUUCCUCUGAUGGUAAGCAGGUCUUCAAAAAAAUUGCUGACCAUAUGGAGAAAAUUGCUUCAGGGUUCAUUAGAAACUCUGCUAGUAUUGGUGGAAAUUUGGUUAUGGCACAAAGGAAAAAUUUUCCUUCAGACAUAGCCACUGUACUUCUUGCUGUGGGUUCUAUUGUUAGUAUAACAACUGGUUACAAGCAUGAACGUCUUACAUUGGAAGAGUUCUUGGCAAGACCACCUAUGGACUCUAGAAGUUUGCUGUUCAGUGUGCAGAUUCCAUUUAUGGAGCCAAAAGGGAAUGCUACCAGCAUUGCAUCUGAUUCCAAUUUGGUGUUUGAGACCUAUCGUGCUGCACCAAGACCCCUGGGAAAUGCUUUGCCUUAUUUGAAUGCUGCGUUCCUGGCUGUUGUGUCUCCUCAUGUAAAAGGAGUUCUAAUAAACAAUAUCCAAUUGGCUUUUGGUGCUUAUGGUACUAAACAUGCAAUAAGACCAAAUAAGGUUGAAGAUUACCUUUUUGGAAAGAUACUAAGUGUUAAUGUUCUGUAUGAAGCAGUAAAAUUAGUUAAAGUUGCUGUAGUGCCUGACUUUGGCACUUCCCAUGCUGCUUACAGGACCAGCUUGGCUGCUACUUUCCUAUUUCAGUUUCUUUCCCCAUUCAUCAAUGUUGGUGCUGCUAUUUCUGGUAGUUUAUCCGAUGGAUUUACUGGCAGUUUGCAAGAGGAUUCAUCCAGAAUCUGUAAUGGUAGUUCUAUUGGUCAAUUGACAAAUUCAACAUCUUUGUCAUCUGCAAAGCAGGAGGUGACCUCGAGUAGAGAGUACUAUCCAGUUGGAGAACCAAUGUUAAAGUCUGGUGCUACCAUCCAAGCUUCAGGAGAAGCUCAGUAUGUUGAUGACAUUCCAUCGCCUCCAAACUGUCUGCACGGAUCAUUUAUAUAUAGUACAAAACCUUUAGCAAGGGUAAAAGGUGUGGACUUGUUAUCAAACAAUCAACUUAGUGGAGUUGCUGGUCUCAUAUCUUAUAAAGAUAUUCCAGAAAGAGGAGAAAAUGUAGGAUCUGUGACAAUGCUCGGUUUUGAACCUUUAUUUGCUGAUGACCUUACCAGGUGUGCUGGAGAGCCAAUUGCAUUAGUGGUAGCAGAAAAACAAAAAUCUGCCGAUCUUGAGGCGAACUCAGCUCUCGUCAAGUAUGACACCGAAAAUUUGGAUCCACCAAUUUUAACUGUUGAAGAAGCUGUUGAGAGGUCAAGUUUUUUUGAGGUCCCUGCUUUUUUGUAUCCAAAACAGGUUGGUGAUUUCUCCAAAGGAAUGGCUGAAGCUGAUUAUACAAUUCUGUCUGCUGAGAUUAAACUUCGGUCACAAUACCAUUUUUAUAUGGAGACACAAACUGCACUUGCAGUUCCGGAUGAAGACAAUUGCAUAGUAGUUCACACUUCAACUCAGUGCCCAGAGUAUGCUCACAGGACAAUUGCAAAAUGUCUUGGCAUUCCUGAGCAUAAUGUCCGUGUAAUUACAAGAAGGGUAGGUGGAGGAUUUGGGGGCAAGGCAAUGAGAGCAAUUCCUGUUGCUACAGCAUGUGCACUUGCAGCACAUAAAUUACGCCGCCCUGUCAGGACAUAUCUCAAUCGGAAAACUGACAUGAUAAUGAUUGGAGGAAGACAUCCCAUGAAAAUCACUUAUGAUGUCGGAUUCAAAUCAAAUGGAAAGGUCACAGCCUUGCACCUUGACAUACUAAUUAAUGCUGGACUCUCCGCAGAUUUUAGUCCCACCAUGUCAUUAACCAUAAUUAGUACCCUUAAAAAGUAUAAUUGGGGUGCUUUGUCAUUUGAUGUAAAAGUUUGUAAGACAAACCAUUCUAGCAAAUCUGCAAUGAGAGGUCCUGGAGAGGUUCAAGGAUCUUAUAUUGCUGAAGCUAUAAUAGAAGAAAUUGCAUCUGUGCUUUUGAUGGAGGUAGAUUCUGUCAGAAACAUAAACCUUCACACAUUUGAAAGCCUUAAUGUGUUCUAUGGGAAGGCUGCAGGUGAAGCAGUAGAGUAUACGUUGACUGACAUGUGGAAUAAAUUGGGUGUAUCUUCAUGCUUUGUCCAAAGGAAAGAAAUGAUAGAGCAGUUUAAUCAGGUCAACAGAUGGAGAAAAAGAGGCAUUUCACGGGUCCCAAUUGUUUAUGAAGUGGUGGUAAGACCAACCCCUGGCAAAGUUAGCAUACUUUGGGAUGGAACUAUUGUUGUAGAAGUAGGAGGAAUAGAAUUAGGCCAGGGGCUCUGGACUAAGGUAAGACAGAUAACUGCGUAUGCUCUCAGUUCAAUUGGAUGUAAUGGGACUGAAAACCUAGUGGAAAAGGUACGGGUUAUACAGUCAGACACUUUAAGUUUAGUACAGGGGGGUCUGACUGCUGGCAGCACGACAUCAGAAUCGAGCUGUGAAGCUGUCAGAUUAUGCUGCAACAUCUUAGUUGAAAGACUAGCUCUUCUUAAAAGUAAGUUGCAGGAGCAAAUGGGUCCUGUUAACUGGGAUGUCCUGAUUCUCCAGGCACAUUCUCAAUCUGUGAACAUGGCUGCGAGUUCUUACUUUGUUCCCCAAUCCAAUUUCAUGCAUUAUUUGAACUAUGGCACUGCAGUUAGUGAGGUAGAGGUGAAUAUACUGACAGGAGAAACUAAAAUUUUGCAAUCCGAUAUUAUCUAUGAUUCUGGACAGAGCAUGAACCCUGCAGUGGAUUUGGGACAGAUAGAAGGAUCCUUUGUUCAAGGAAUUGGAUUCUUUAUGCUCGAGGAGUUCCUCACCAAUGCAGACGGUUUAACAAUUACAGAUAGCACAUGGACAUACAAAAUCCCAACAAUAGACACCAUACCAAUGCAGCUGAACGUUGAAAUGCUAAAUAGUGGACAUCAUAAACAGCGCGUUCUUUCGUCUAAAGCCUCCGGAGAACCACCAUUGCUUCUGGCUGUCUCAGUACAUUGUGCAACAAAGGCAGCAAUUAAAGAAGCCAGGAAACAGCUAAAUACCUGGAGUGGAGUUGAUGGACCUGAUUCAGCAUUCCAGUUGGAUGUCCCAGCUAUUAUGCCUGUUGUGAAAAGCCUCUGUGGCUUGGACAAUGUGGAGAGGUACUUGGAAAGCUUGCUUCACUGAUCUACAUUGGCAUUUGGAAAAGGCAGUAAACUGUGUUUAUGUCUGUAAAAGACAGUGAAGAAUCAGCUAGUUUAUGUAGCAAUAGUUGUUUCUGGUUUUCUGCAGAUAUGUACACGUUGUUAAUCUCCUUGAAGGCAACAUAAUAAUCCCCAAUCACUUAAAAUUUUCAAUCAUGAAACAAAAUUAAAAUGGUAUCUUGCUUGUGCCUGAUCAAUUUCA